Molecule: messenger RNA, 1236 nt
Organism: Doryrhamphus excisus (bluestripe pipefish)
Lineage: Eukaryota; Metazoa; Chordata; Actinopteri; Syngnathiformes; Syngnathidae
Gene: cdk1
Product: cyclin dependent kinase 1
Biological process (GO): G2/M transition of mitotic cell cycle; protein phosphorylation; mitotic G2 DNA damage checkpoint signaling
Cellular component (GO): nucleus
Molecular function (GO): ATP binding; cyclin-dependent protein serine/threonine kinase activity
Source: RefSeq, a predicted model, not a curated record
CUCAUUAGCUACUGACACAAACGGUUUUCUCCUGCUAGUUUGGCAGUUUCGCUGCUGGAGGAAGCAAGUGUACUACUACUACUAGUACUUCUACUGCUACUGCUACUACGACUACGACUACUCAACUACUUUUAUCGACCACCGCCACCUUGUCAGGCAGCAAUGGAGGAUUAUGUGAGAAUAGAGAAGAUUGGAGAAGGAACCUACGGGGUGGUGUUCAAGGCCAGGCACAAGAGCACCAGUCAGAUUGUGGCGAUGAAGAAGAUCCGUCUGGAGAGCGAAGAAGAGGGGGUUCCCAGCACGGCUGUGAGAGAAGUGUCCCUGCUUCAGGAGCUCAAGCAUCCCAACGUUGUACGACUCCUGGAUGUCCUGAUGCAGGAGUCUCGUCUCUACCUCAUCUUUGAGUUCUUGUCCAUGGACCUGAAAAAGUACCUGGAUUCUAUUCCGUCCGGCCAGUACAUGGACCCUAUGUUGGUCAAGAGCUACCUCUACCAGAUCUUAGACGGCAUAUACUUCUGUCAUUGCCGGCGGGUCCUCCACCGAGACCUGAAGCCUCAGAACCUGCUGAUCGACAACAAGGGUGUGAUCAAACUGGCAGACUUCGGACUGGCUCGGGCCUUUGGCGUUCCCGUCAGGGUCUACACCCAUGAGGUUGUAACGCUUUGGUACCGGGCUCCAGAGGUUCUCCUCGGUUCUCCCCGAUAUUCAACUCCGGUUGAUAUUUGGAGCACAGGCACCAUCUUUGCCGAGUUGGCCACCAAGAAGCCGCUGUUCCACGGAGACUCGGAAAUAGACCAGUUGUUUCGGAUCUUCAGGACUCUGGGCACCCCAGACAACGACGUUUGGCCUGAUGUAGAAAGUCUGCCCGACUACAAAAGCACUUUUCCAAAAUGGAAACCCGGCAACCUGGCAUCGAUGGUGACAAACCUGGACGAGAAGGGCCUGGACCUGCUGGCAAAAACGUUGGCCUACAAUCCCCCCCGAAGGAUCUCGGCUCGGGAGGCCAUGACUCACCCUUAUUUUGACGACUUGGACAAAUCCAGCCUUCCUGCAGCCAAGAUCAGCAAAAGCUAAAGUCUUCUACUGACAGCUUUGUGUGUGAUAUCGAUGUCCCGGCUAUGCAUAACCACAAAUGAUAUGUAUGUUGUAAAUACUUGUGUGUGUGUGUUUCAGACUCUGAUAGUCCCUCCUUUCAAUAAAGGAUCUUUGUUACCUUCAACACAAUAUCAUGUUAGC